AUGGAAGAAGUAUAUGAUGUAAUAGUUCUAGGCACUGGGCUAACUGAGUGCAUUCUUGCAGGAUUAUUCUCCGCACAAGGCAGAAAGGUCUUGCAUUUAGAUAAAAAUGGUUUUUACGGAAGUUUUACAGCUUCCCUCAAUUUAUCCAAUCUCUACAACUCAUUUUGUCCAGGUGUUGAACCUCCAGCUCACCUUGGAGAAAACCGUGAUUGGAACAUUGACUUAAUCCCUAAGUUCACAAUGGCUAAUGGGAAGCUAGUCAAAUUUAUCCUUCACACUGAAUCAGUUGCCAAUAAUCUUGAAUGGAAAUCCCUUGAUGGCUCUUUUGUUAUGCAGACCAGUUCUGGAGGAAUUUUCAGCAAAUCUAGGCCAAAAAUCUACAAAGUCCCUGGGAAUGAUUCUGAAGCCUUAAAAAGCGACCUAAUGGGACUUUUUGAAAAGAAAAGAUGCAAAAAGCUAUUUAAAUUCAUUCAGAACUACGACCCUGAAAACGUAGAAACUCAUAAAGGCCUCCAACUAAGAACCUUGCCAUUCAAAGAUCUUAUUGCUAAUUUUGGCUUGGAACAGAAUACAAUUGAUUUUAUUGGUCAUGCUGUUGCUUUAUACACUAGUGAUGAGUUCUUAGAAAUACCAAGCCAUGAAGUUAUGCUAAAAAUUAAACUUUAUAUGGACAGUGCUGGACUAUAUGGAGAUUCCCCAUUCCUUUACCCUGUUUAUGGUAUAGGAGGAAUAGCUGAGGGAUUUUCUAGACUUUCUGCCAUUUAUGGAGGAACUUAUAUGCUGAAUAAAGAAAUUGAUGAAAUUAUUAUUGGAGAAGAAGGAAAAGUGGUAGGUGUUAGAAGUGGCGACGAAGUUGCAAGAGCUCCAAUUGUGCUAUGCGAGCCGACUUAUGUGCUAAAUAUUGGGAAAGUAAGACCAACUGGAAGAGUAGUCAGAGCAAUCUGUAUUUUAAAUCACCCAAUUCCUAAUACAGGUGAUGCAGCUUCAUGCCAAAUUAUAUGCUAUUUUAUAAUAAAAUUUAUUUAUUUUACUAAUUAGGUUAAAUUUCAUAUAUACUACAGUAAUAAAUAAUUCCUCAACGUCAAACAGGCAGACAUAACGAUAUUUAUAUAAGCUGUGUCAGCUACGCUCACUUUGUCUGCGCUGAAGGCUAUUAUAUCGCCAUUUGUAGCACCCAAGUAGAAACUGAUUCUCCAGAAGGUGAGCUUCAAAUUGCCUUUGAUUUAUUAGGACAAGUUCUAGAGACUUUUAUAAGAGUCUAUGACACUUAUGAGCCAGUCGAUGACGGAAGAGCUGAUAAUAUUUUUGUCUCAAAAAGCUAUGACGCAACUUCUCACUUUGAAAGUGCAUGCGAGGAUGUUCUUGAUUUAUAUCAUAGAAUUACAGGCGAGCCAUUAGAUUUGGAGCAGCCCCUGAGGCCUUUCAUUCAACAAUAG
This is a messenger RNA of Blepharisma stoltei, 1436 nucleotides long. The record is from the annotation of a GenBank genome assembly. NCBI's taxonomy places the organism in Eukaryota, Ciliophora, Heterotrichea, Heterotrichida, Blepharismidae.